Molecule: messenger RNA, 2507 nt
Organism: Apis dorsata (giant honeybee)
Lineage: Eukaryota; Metazoa; Arthropoda; Insecta; Hymenoptera; Apidae
Product: MOXD1 homolog 2-like
Exons: 6
Coding region: 34-1608 (524 amino acids)
Biological process (GO): dopamine catabolic process; octopamine biosynthetic process; norepinephrine biosynthetic process
Cellular component (GO): secretory granule membrane
Molecular function (GO): dopamine beta-monooxygenase activity; copper ion binding
Source: RefSeq, a predicted model, not a curated record
AGUUUUUCCUUCUUUGUGUUCCAGAACGACACGAUGCAAGUGGUUUGGCAAUAUCACGUCGAGGAACCGGUGUCCGCCGCCGGAGUUUUGCCGGAUCACGACGCCAUCCGGGGAUCGAGGCCCCUUUAUCUGGUGCAAAGGGACGCUCAACCGAGGCCAACGUCGCGCAACCAAGAGGCCGAGCCACCGCUUCAAACGUGGGACAUAUUGAACCAGCAGGUACGCUUACCCAAGGGACAAGACACGUUGCUUUGGUGCCGCGUUCUUAGGAUGCCAAACAUUGAUCACAAACACCACGUCGUCAAGCACGAGCCUGUGAUACAACCCGGAAGUCACGAUUACCUGCAUCACAUGACUUUGUACGAGUGUCGUGGGGAUCAGGGACAAUUGGAAUCCGCAGCGAAGACGUCAGGCAGUGUUUGCUAUCAGUCCAAUCAGCCGUCUCUUCAAUGUAAUACAAUCGCCGCUAUCUGGAGUCUGGGCUCCGAGGGGUUCAAUUACCCGGCCGAGGCCGGCUACGCGCUGGAUCCGCACACGGGACCUCGCUACUACAUGCUCGAGACCCACUACGCGAAUCCUCAGAUGGACGCGUUCAUAAGCGACAGUUCCGGGCUGCGUUUGCAUUACACGGACAAGUUGCGCACCCACGACGCCGGGAUUCUGAGCGUCGGCAUCGACCCCAAUUGGAGGCACAUCAUACCGCCAGGCCAAGCGGAGGUGGUAUCCGAAGGUCACUGCAUCUCGGACUGCACCGGGCACACGAUACCCAACAGCGGCAUCAACAUAUUCGCCGUCAUCAUGCAUACGCAUCAACUGGGGAGGAAGGUCAGAUUGCGUCAGAUAAGAUCAGGCGAGGAGCUGCCACCCAUUGCGUCCGACACCAAUUACGAUCCCAGCUAUCAGGAGUAUCGGAAGCUGCAGAAGCCCGUCAGGGUCUAUCCGGGCGAUCAUUUGGUGGCCGAAUGCACGUACUCGUCUAAAUCGAGGCAAGCAAUCACGCUCGGCGGUCUGACAACGAGGGAAGAAACUUGCCUGGUGUCCACUCUUUAUUAUCCCCGCAUCGAGCUGUCGCUCUGCUACUCUCUCCCUUCAUUACCAACGGUUCUGCAGAGUUUGGGGAUCCAAAAGCUGAUGCAGGGUUCCAGCCCGGUAAAGAUUCAAGAACCGCAAAAGUUGGCCGGCAUGACGUUGGAGGAACGUUUGCUCAGCUACGACUGGGAGAGCAGUUUCCAGAGCUUUCAGGAAGCUACCCGGGGCGGCACCUUUAAACCCCUUUGCUGGACGAACAAGGGGGAACUGGCAGGCAUGGACAGCCUGGAAGUCCAUUAUCCAAGGAUCCUGAGGCCGUACGAGGAGGUGGCCCUCCCGUGCUCGAAGAAACCUCUCAGGAACAAGUUGUCGUUAAUGCUGAGCGAGGACGAGGACAUCGGUGCACCCGUGGACCCGGACAGUGACGAGACGAACGCGGUCGAACGUGGACAAUUGGUGCGCAGCAAAGUGUCACGAAGCAGUGACGGGCCAACGGGCGGAAGUUCCUCGACCAGGUCGAUACCUACGAUCGUUACUCUCGCCACCUUGGCGAUCAUCGUCACCGCCGCGUUCAGGUGAACACUGGCUGGUCGUCUUGCGCGCCGAUCGAAUGAAAACCGAUCGAUUUCGUUUAUCUAGGACGGCCGUUUUAUCUUCUUGUUGAUCAAGCUGAGGAUCGGGGAGGUGGAUUCAUAUGUAAGUACGUAUGUACCGGUGUGUACCCUCUCACGUGGAUCCAACAACUAUUAUCACGUGGCUCGUUCGUCAACCAGAGAUCGUUGAGUGAGGACAAGGUAGAUGAUUUAUAUACGAUAUAGGGUUUCUCCCUCCGCCUCCUCUCCUUCCUAGAGUUUCAUUCUAUGCAUUUGAUGACACGAUCGGAUGUCGUUGAAUUGAUAGUGAUGUAAUUUUUCUUUUUUUUUUUUUUUUUUCUUCCUUCCUUUUGUAAAACACGUUCUGUGAAUAAAUAAGGAUGGAAAUAAAUAAUAAUGGACGAGAUAGCGCGGGAGAAGAGAAAUAUUUUUUGAUGUGGCCUCGAGUCGUGAUCGCGUGUAAUAAUCACGACGAAGAAGUUGAUAUAGAUGAUGAUUGCCAAAUAUAUAUAUAUAUAUAUAUAUUUUCCCUCGAACGAAGCUCUUUCUUCGAAGAGUUUCUUAGGAUCUACGAUGUCCUCAAUCAAAGAUCGACCUCCCUUUCUCGCGAUCUCUGCUCGUGCACCGUGUAUUGUUACUAUGUAUAUCGCGUGCUUGCGCAGGACCACUCCCUCCUUUGGAUAUCUUUCGAGUUUGAAUGCUCGUUAUUCUUUUCUUAUCCGAUUUAUAGCCGGAUUAUAUAUACUUCGAAUACCCUUCGAUUCGUUUCACGAUUUUAUUAGCUACUAAGUCUAAUUUCUUUCGCGACCGUGUAUAUAUAUAUGGCAAACUACAGAGAUGGACCUGUAGCUGGACGAAAAAGGGUAUUCGUAUCGACGGCGUACA